This is a messenger RNA of Tinamus guttatus (white-throated tinamou), 667 nucleotides long. The record is from RefSeq and is a predicted model, not a curated record. Lineage: Eukaryota; Metazoa; Chordata; Aves; Tinamiformes; Tinamidae.
AUGGACAAGUAUGGAGCAGCUCCAGGAGGACCAGCAUUCCCAGGACAAGCCCAGGAUCCCAUGUAUGCUUGCUUUAGUGCAGUAGCCGGGCUGGAUGGACAAAUAGAUGCUGAGGAGCUGCAGAGAUGCCUGACUGAGUCAGGGAUUGUAGGAACAUAUAAACCUUUCAACUUGGACACUUGCAGACUCAUGAUCUCAAUGCUGGAUAGAGAUAUGUCUGGCUCGAUGGGAUUUAAUGAGUUUAAAGAACUCUGGGCUGCGAUCAAUGGCUGGAUGCAGCACUUCAUGACUUUUGACAGAGACAGAAGUGGCACAGUGGAUCGUCAAGAACUAGAGCAAGCCUUGAAAAGUAUGGGAUUUCGACUGAGCCCGGUGGCAGUGACCGCGAUCACAAGGCGAUACAGCACCCACGGAAAGAUCGCGUUCGACGAUUACAUCGCCUGCUGCGUCAGGCUCAGGGCCCUCACAGACUGUUUUAAAACAAGGGAUGUAUCUCAGCAAGGUUUUGUGAACUUCCAGUAUGAUGAUUUCAUACGGUGUGUAAUGAGCAUCUAAGUCAAAAGAAGCUUCACAAGGAGCCGUGGAUGAUCAUGAUUACCAUUCCAGUUUGUCUUAUGCCUUGCCAAAAGUUACCACAGUUGUGUAUCUUAAUACUGUAACUUGCUUA